Molecule: messenger RNA, 1908 nt
Organism: Artibeus jamaicensis (Jamaican fruit-eating bat)
Lineage: Eukaryota; Metazoa; Chordata; Mammalia; Chiroptera; Phyllostomidae
Gene: TOP6BL
Product: chromosome unknown C11orf80 homolog
Exons: 17
Coding region: 1-1809 (602 amino acids)
Biological process (GO): meiotic DNA double-strand break formation; reciprocal meiotic recombination
Source: RefSeq, a predicted model, not a curated record
AUGCAUAAAAUGGCAACACCACCUCCUGUACAAGGAACCCUGCAGCUGGAGUCUGGAGGACUACCGUCCUUUCAGCGGGGAACACGCUGGGUAAACCCUAGCCUUUCUCCUGCCAGUGGAGCCCAGGAAAGCCCGGUCCUGCCCUGGAUUUUGAAAUACUUAAUAAUUCACUGGAAGUGUGAAACAGCAGAAGGAGCGUUGCUAGAAGGACAGCUAGUGAUUUCCAUAGAAGCAUCAAAUUCUAAGCACCAGGCAGAUACUCUUCAUUGUGUAACAACUAUUACUUCUGCAGGAAGCAUUUUUGGUGGUUUGGUCUGCAAGACAUUUCUAAAAGAAAUGCAAUCUAUACUGCCCGGAUUCUCUGCCAACCUGGACGGGACUUCGGAGGAAGCCAGCUGUUCUCAGGACGUAUCAAGGGUGACACCUUUCCAGAUGACUUUUGAGGCUGAUGAAAAGCCCAGAACUUUGGUGACAGAUAGUCUGGUUAUAAAGAAUUUUUUACGCAAGAUUGUCAUGGUGCACCCUAAGAUUAGAUUUAAUUUCAGUGUAAAGAUGAAUGGAGUCCUCUCUACAGAAAUCUUUGGGUCAGAGAAUGAACCAACUUUGAACCUGUCGAAUGGAAUUGCUCUUGUUGUAAACUGUCAGCACUAUAUGAGUAGACCAACAUGUGGUUCAACUCAGUUACUCUGCAGCAGAAUCCAUCCUGUUCUAGGACAUCCAGUGAUGCUUUUCAUCCCCAGUGGUGUGGCUGGCACGGACUUGUCGGGGGAGUUGGUGCUGACUCCAGCUGCCGCUGUGUGUCCCUGCCCAAAGAUCUCUUCCAACCAGCUGAAUAGGAUUUCUUCAGUUUCCGUAUUUCUAUAUGGACCUUCAGGUCUGCCUCUGAUAUUGCCAAGCCAGGAACAGUCAAUUACUACUGUCUUCAAAGAUAUCUCUUAUUUCAUUGACUGGAAAAAAUACCACUUGUGUAUGGUGCCCAACUUGGAUCUUGAUUUGGAUAGAGACAUGGUGCUUCCAGACAUGAGUUAUCAGGUGGAAUCCAGUGAGGGGCAUCAGUCUCAACAUGUGGACCCUCGGGGACAAACUCUGCUGCUUAUUCUUUUUGUGGAUUUCCACAGCGGGUUUCCAGUCCAACAAGUGCAACUCUGGGGAGUGCACGCUUUGCUCACAGCUCAUCUCAGCGCCAUCCUCAGGGAGAGCUGCAGCAUGGUGCAAGAGUCCAUCCAGCUUGCCGUGGACCAGGCCCUGGAGCAGCACCACCAAGCUGCCAAGGCUCAUCAGAAACUACAGACCUCACUCGCAGUGGCUGUGAAUUCCAUCGUGAGUAUCGUGACCGGCAGCACCAGCCGCAGCUUCCGAAAGAUCUGCCUUCAGGCCUUUCAGGCGGCUGACACACAGGAGCUUGGGACCAAGCUGCACAGAUCCUUUCAUGAGGUCACUCAGCACCGAGUUCUUCACCACUGCUCAUGCGAAGUGAAGCAGCAACUGCUCCCAGAGAAAAAUGACACAGAGGACAGAACAAAGAAUGCGCACGAGGACAGCAGCUGGGAGCUCCUCGUAGGGGCCAGCGGACAAGCAGAAAACAAGAGGCUCAGGAAGGGCAGCCUCCGCCAGGUCGUGGAGGGAACGCGGGCUUUCCCCCUUGUCAGCGGCCCGAGGCCGUCGGAGGCUGUCCUGCGCAGCGCAGAGCCCCCCGUGGCCUCCCUGACUCCUGUCGGAAGCAGGGCGGGCCCCGGAGGCGGCCCGGAGGACGCGCUCUGGCUGCAGGAGGUCUCCAACCUUUCGGAAUGGCUGAAUCCCAGCACCUGAGCCGAGCCCUCUCCCCAGGCGUCCAAACCAGCCUGGCAGAGGUUGAGGCCACGUGUAGUCUGUUGUUCAAUAAACGAGGUCCGAGCGCGCCGGGUCUGU